Erpetoichthys calabaricus (reedfish) is the source of this 2704-nucleotide messenger RNA. RefSeq lists its product as uncharacterized. The coding region runs from base 226 to 933 and encodes 235 amino acids. Gene Ontology annotation, molecular function: thiamine triphosphate phosphatase activity; magnesium ion binding. The record is from RefSeq and is a predicted model, not a curated record. Lineage: Eukaryota; Metazoa; Chordata; Cladistia; Polypteriformes; Polypteridae. Gene Ontology annotation, biological process: thiamine diphosphate metabolic process; dephosphorylation. The transcript is spliced from 2 exons.
CCCGGGCAGACGGACGCGGCCAACGCCCUGGGUUUCUAUAAACAGCCCUGCUGGCCGCCGUUGCCAAGGCCGUGGCCCACACAGAGGCGGGCGAGUCGAUCGUUGGGAGAAGGAAGUUGUAACAGCAGGGACUGCAGAGCCGGGCACCACAGUCAGCUUCAGCCGAGUAACAGAGGAAGAGGAGGCUACACAGUUAGGUCACACUUUUGAGGAAGACCAAGCAACAUGACAAUGACAAAGACAGACAAGAAAGCGGCCUUCACCGUGAAUGUCGAAGAACACUACUGGCUGAGUGAACACAGUGAAUCGCGGCUCCGUCAGCUUGGUGCCACCUGCGUAGAGGAGGUGACCACCAUGGUCGACUACUAUGAUGACGAGACCUUUCAGCUGGCCUCUCAGCAGAUCUGGCUAAGUCGGCACAAUGGCCAGUGGCGCUUGAUCCUGGGCAGGGGGCCGAGCCUCAACGUGGCCAGCAAAACCGCGCCCGCUGGUCCUGCUGCCAGUUGUGAAGAACGCAAAAGCAUUGAAACUUCACCCAAUGCAUCUGCAGUGCCACACGAGAAGGACCAGGACCCAAAGCUCUUGGACGUGCUUUACUGUGAGCUGACCGGACACCAGGAGAUCAUUGAGCAGCUGGCACGCCGUCUCCACAUUGCUCUGACGACACAGGAGGCCAAGGUGAUGGCACCUGAAGGUUUCCUUCAGAUGGCAGGGAUCCAGCGCUAUGGAAGCCACCAGAGCCAGCGGAGGGCCACCUACAAACUGCAAGACUGCUGUACCGUGGUCAUACAGGACGAGGAGUCCAGCGACAGGCGUGCAGCGGUGGUCACCAUGGAGGCGGACGUGCUGAACAUCGUCAGCGAGCUGGAGAGGCUGGAGGAGAUCGCCACCCAACUGGAACUGCUGCCCGUUGGAGGAGAGCUAGAGAUGUGACUGAGAAAGUAACGGGCACAAGCCACUUUUAAAAAGGGUCCACUCGUGAGGACCUCUUUGUUUUGUUCUUGGAACCUGUCACAGGUGUGGGGACCCUGACUGACCAACCAACCAGUCCAAGAUGAGCCUUGGCACAGAAAGCACACAUUUCAAGGCGGGUCAUCUGCAAGCAUCCCACUCGAGGGAACAAAGGGGUGUCCGUCCAUGUCCAGCGGAUUCAGAGCCAAUACAGUAUGCACCUCUCGCCCCACUCAUGUGGGCUUUCAAUGCCAUGUUUCUACUAUGAUGUCAUUUUGGGUGGGCACCGAUUUCAACUGCUAUAGUAUGGAAACCCACAUUACAGUCCUUCGAUGAGACCGCUGGACAGACUGGCUCUCUAAUAUUUUAUGCAGUCCAGUCCGGUGGAAGGCAGUGACCUCCCAGAGACAGAAAGCAUUUGCCCACUGCUGGGUAUCCCUUAACAUCUAAGGAUGACUCAUCCAUUAAAUUCUCCACUUCCUUCAAGGCCAUGUUCCCUUCAAGCAGGUGCAGAUGAGGUGGUCACCAUAGUCCACCUUGCUUUAUGUCCCUCGGUCCAGUGCUUCCUUCUGUUAAGCCAAAGACAACACAAACUGCUGAUGGGGCAUCCAUUUCAUGGGACACUGUGUAGGUGGCAACAGACACCUAGCGAGAACCUGCAAAGAUCAUGCAGAUACAGAAGCUGGUCCUUGGUGUCGGUGGACUUAAAGGUCAAACCUUCACACAUUGGCCCCUUCAGGUCUGAACAGAGCUGCAUGUUAUGCUUUUUUAUGGGGAAAAUAGCAUCCCUACAUAAUACCUUGUGGACACAAGGGGGUGCUCUUGGGCAGAUAGCCCAGUCAGGACUAAUCACUGAUGUAUGCUUGACUGUUCUUAAAGGUUCAUUUUCAUAUCUGGAAUCCACUGGAUGCACUUCUGUCUGCUAAGGGUGAAGAAAGACCUGCAGUUAGUGCUUACAACAGUGAAGAUAGGGGGCGCUCCAGCGUACAUUUCUAAGUCAGGAUUUCAUUUUUUCUUGACAUUCAGGAGAGGCUCCUUUUGUUGUUUGGAAUCCCUCAGGUCCAUUUCUGCCCAUUAAUAGUGAAGAAGCAGCCCCCAUUAGUGUUUAUAUGGUGAUAGGGGGCGCUCUUGUUUGGGUAUCCCAGUCAGGGCUUAUUAUCAAUGCACAAUCGAACGUUAUUACAGGCUCAUUUUGAUGUUUGGUAGCCCCUUGGCUGCAUUGCUCUCCAUUAAUGGUGAAGUAGAUCCUCCAGGUAGUAAUCACCGAAUGACGACUGGGGGCGCUCUGGAGUACAUUUCCUGUCAGCUGGAGGCGGGACUUGUUAUAGUUAACAGCCAGAUAAGGUGCAUUUCUGACCAAUGAUAGUGAAGUAGGAUCUCCUAUUGGCUUUCACGACUCAUUUAGAAACAGGGGGCACUUUUGGGCAAGUUUCACAGUCUGGUGGAAUCAGAUCUUAAUACUGAGGUACAGCUGAUGAUCAUUGGAGGCUCUUUUUGUUGUUUGGUAUUCCCUGUUCACAAUUCUAUCUCCUAAGUGCUUUGAGCAGGGAAAAGCACUAUAUAAAUAAAAAUGUACUAUUAUUAUUAUUAUUAUUAUUAUUAAGGUUGGUGUUCACUAUGUGGAAAAAGGGGGCGCUCUUGGGUAGGUUUGCCUCUUGAGAUUUAUUACUAACUUGCUGUCCCCUGCAGCUCCACCCAUGUAGUAGUGGAACAGGACAAACUUUAAAAUUCAAUUAAAAAUAAAUUUUUUAAA